UUUUGUUCUCACACACGCAACCAGUAAGUUCCAAAACCUCGAUGUUUGCAAGAACUUUUAGAGCACCAAGAUUAGGAAUUCUACAUUAACCUUUUCCUUAACUUACGGUUAAUUACUACUACUUAGAAGCAAGAAUCAGAGCUGUUUCAAUCAGACCAAACCAAAUCCUUCCGGAUCUCAUGGAGAGUAGGCAUGAAGAAAGAGAGAGAGAGAGCGCUGCAAAACUAGUUGUUUUUCUGUCCGAAUCUUUUUACAAUCUAUCAAGUCGUCAAAUUGCAAGUUAUUUGGUUUAUCGAAUUUAUAUUUGAUAAUUCAAAGUAUGUAACAACUAGAUAAAAUCAAAACCUCGGUUACUCAAAAGGAGAAAAAAAAAGAAGAUCUCGAGAGAUGGAGGAAGAACUCAAGAACUUCAUUAAGGUUUGGGUUUCAGCAUUCAUUUCAGUUACUUAUUGUUACUACAUAUCAACUAGAAUCAAAGCUGGUGUCUUUCGAUUACUCUCUGUUCUUCCUAUAUGUGUUUUGUAUCAUAUUUUUCCUCUGUUUUUCUCCUCUGGUUCCGCUGCUUUUUUCCUCACAUGGCUGGCCAAUUUCAAACUCAUCCUCUUCUCCUUCUUCGACCAAGGUCCUCUUUUACCAACUCCACCUAGUAUCUCCCAAUUCAUCUGCUUCACUUGCUUCCCCAUUAAGCCACUAAAAAACCCUAAAUCUCAAGAUCAAAAGCCUAAAUGGGUUUUCGCCAUUAAAGUUGCCAUAUUUGGUGUGUUGUUACAAAUGUAUGAAUAUAAACAAUACAUGUCUCCGACUAUGCUAUUGGUUCUCUAUUCUCUGCACAUAUACUUGGAGUAUGAGAUUCUUUUAGCUCCUCUGAAACUUCUGCUUAGUAUCACACUUGGGUGUGACCUCGAGCCACAGUUCAAUGAACCAUACUUAGCCACCUCUCUUCAAGACUUCUGGGGUCGUCGUUGGAACCUCAUGGUUCCCGCGAUUCUCAGGCCGUCCGUCUACGUCCCGGUACGACGAAUGGCCGGUCCGAAAAUGAACUCUGAUCAAGCAAUGUUCUUGGGGGUUUUUGCGUCGUUCCUAGUCUCCGGUGCAGUUCACGAGCUGAUCUUCUUCUAUUUUACACGUGAAUCGCCUACAGGAGAAGUCACUUGGUUCUUUGUAUUACAUGGAGUUUGCACUGCCGCUGAAGGAGCGGCCAAGAGGACGAGCUUGGUGCGGCGGUGGAAGAUGUGUCCGAUGAUUUCACGACUACUUACGGUGGGUUUUGUGGUUGUGACUGGUGGCUGGUUGUUUUUCCCUCAGCUUACAAGGAGUGGCAUGAUCGAGAGACUCGCUGAUGAAGCAUUUGUGUCCAUUGAUUUCGUCAAGCACAAUCUUUUCUACCUUUGGAGGAAUAGAUCGCUAAAAUCGUAGACAAGGGGGGACGUACGUUACGUAAACCGGGGCACUUGCCACGGUUAAA
Camelina sativa (false flax) is the source of this 1465-nucleotide messenger RNA. The record is from RefSeq and is a predicted model, not a curated record. Lineage: Eukaryota; Viridiplantae; Streptophyta; Magnoliopsida; Brassicales; Brassicaceae.